Messenger RNA from Malassezia japonica, 1503 nucleotides. RefSeq lists its product as uncharacterized. The coding region runs from base 1 to 1503 and encodes 500 amino acids. The transcript is spliced from 3 exons. Lineage: Eukaryota; Fungi; Basidiomycota; Malasseziomycetes; Malasseziales; Malasseziaceae. The record is from RefSeq and is a predicted model, not a curated record. Gene Ontology annotation, biological process: protein transport to vacuole involved in ubiquitin-dependent protein catabolic process via the multivesicular body sorting pathway. Gene Ontology annotation, cellular component: ESCRT-0 complex. Gene Ontology annotation, molecular function: phosphatidylinositol binding; ubiquitin binding.
AUGUUCAAGGCGCCGAACCCGUACGAGGACCUGGUGGCGAAGGCCACCGACGAAGGGCUCACCGGGGAGAACUGGCAGCUGAAUCUUGACCUGUGUGAUAAGCUAUCCGAUGACGACGAAAACAAUGCGCGCUCGAUGAUCGCCGCUGUCCGAGGGCGUCUUACCCACAAGAAUACCAAUGUGCAGCUCUAUGCACUGACCCUCGCCGAUACCUUGUCGAAGAACUGUGGGAAUGCGGUGCACCACGAGAUUGCGUCGCGCGCGUUUAUGCAGACGAUGUCGAAGCUCGCGACCGACCGGACGACGCACGCACUGACCAAGAAGCGCGUCCUCGCCCUCCUCCGCGAGUGGGCCGACGAGUACAAGGCAGAUGACACGCUCAGCCUCGUCGCAGAGACGGUGCGUGAUCUCAAGGCAGAGUACUUCGACGUGGACGACGACGACGUGACGACCAGCAACGCCGACGCGGCCGAACGGCUGCGGAGGGAAGACGAGGAGCUCCAGCGGGUCCUUGCGCUCUCGGUGCAGGACCAAGGCGGACGCGGCGCCUUUAUGAACAACGCGGGGGGAAGCAGCACACGCGCUUCCGACGUGCAGGCCGCGCCCCCGAUCCAAGAGACGCCGGCGGCGCCGGCGCCUGCCCACCCGCGGCAGCGCUCUGCGGCGGCGCCUGCGACGGCGCCUGCGGCCGCGGCGCCGCAGGCACGCCCGUCGUUUGUGCGUGCGCUGUACGACUUUGAGCCGGACGAGCCGGGGGAGCUUGCGUUCUCGGCAGGCGACGUAAUCCGUGUGCUGGACAGUGUGUACGAGCAGUGGUGGCGUGGUGAGCUGCGCCAGGACGUCGGCAUCUUUCCUGUAAACUAUGUCGAGCCGAUGCCCGAGAUGGCGCAGGCGGCGAUCGAGCAGGACCUCGAGAUGGAGCAGAGUGUCUUUGCGCACGCCGCCGAUAUCCACCUGCUGCACGCGCGUCUGCAGCAGCUCGAUCCGGUGCGCGACAACUUUGUGGACGACGACGAGCUGCAGGACCUGUACCAGCGCUCGCUUUCGCUGCGGCCCAAGAUUAUCCGGCUGAUGGACCGCUACAGCGUCAAGGUACAGGAGCUGCGUGCGAUGAACGACAAGUUUAUGCGGGCGCGCAGCACGUUUGAGGACCUCAUUUCGCAGCGCAUGGAGCAGUACGCGCACGACCGCCACGAGCACGGCGUCGGCGAAGGCGAAGGCAAGUUCGCACAGGCCGAGCCGCCGCUGGCCGACCACGCCGCGCCUGCGCUCCAGGCAACGUACGCGGCACACGGCGCGACGCACGCCCCUCUUGGCGCCUACGACGCGGCACCGGCACGCAGCGAUGCGUAUGCCGAGACUCAAGGUUCCAGUGCCUAUGCCCAGGGCUCGUCUCAGCAGGGCACUGCGCAAGCCCCUCCCUACGGCUCCUAUGCUGGGUACGCGUCCAAUCCCCCCGGCCACCUGUCUGCCGAGGAGGAAAAGCGGCCCGGUGCAGCGUAA